Molecule: messenger RNA, 1773 nt
Organism: Colletotrichum orchidophilum
Lineage: Eukaryota; Fungi; Ascomycota; Sordariomycetes; Glomerellales; Glomerellaceae
Product: WD repeat domain-containing protein
Exons: 3
Coding region: 1-1773 (590 amino acids)
Biological process (GO): anaphase-promoting complex-dependent catabolic process; positive regulation of ubiquitin protein ligase activity; positive regulation of anaphase-promoting complex-dependent catabolic process
Cellular component (GO): anaphase-promoting complex
Molecular function (GO): anaphase-promoting complex binding; ubiquitin ligase activator activity; protein binding
Source: RefSeq, a predicted model, not a curated record
AUGCAUCGCUACAUCCCUCGACGAGACGGAAUUCCCCUCUCCGAAAAGAUCCGCAUGAAGCAAGACCCUCUACCGCUGCCUACGCCGACUGCCUCCCGCCCCGUCUCCGUCGUGGGACCUUCGGUCUUGUCCCCAGCUUCUUCCAAGCGCCCUUCUCCGUCUUCAUCUACUCCUUGUCGUCGAAUCAGAACAAGGUUCUUUGGGCCGCGGCCGAAGGAAGAGGAGGAACACCAACGACACGAAGAGAGACUGGCUGAAGCCUUGGAGGUCGACAAGGCAGCCAAGAUUCUCGAUUUUGGGGUUCAUCCGGCCUCAUUACCAAGGGCAUACUCAUAUUUGUUGCUAGGCUCACGCCAAUUACGAAGCAGUCUGCCAGCGGCGCCAUACAAAGUCCUCCAGGCGCCGGGUCUCGAGGAUGACUACUACCGCUCGCCAAUGGCCUACUCGUCAACCUGCCAAUGUUUAGCUGUGGCUCUGGGGAGCACUGUUUACCGAUGGUCGGAAUGGCACGAUCCCCAACCUGUUUACCGCACUCCUCGCCAGCGACAUACGAGUCUGACAUCUCUGUCAUUUUCCUCUACCCAAGGCAACAAGGCAAUACUAGCAUUUGCGCGGAAGGACGGUUAUUUUGGUCUACUAUCGUUCAUUGACGAAAUGCUGCCACGGUUUUGGUUCCACCACCCGUUUCCAGUCGAAUGCAACCCCUUCAUCUCGGGCGCUACAGUGCCGACAGAGGACCUCCUAGUUGGCGAUGGUCGAGGAAACAUCUUGCACUACGUGGUUGAGUGGCCCAGCUUGUGGGAAGUAUCUCGCGACACUUGGUUUGGCAAGGUGACCCCCGUUGCCAAGAUUGCAGCGCAUACCUCGCAGAUAUGCGCGCUGGUCUGGUCUCCCAACGGCCAAGAAUUUGUUUCCGGGAGCAACGACAACACGGCCUGCUACUUUGAGAUACAACGAUUGGAGGGCCAACGCAAGCACCACAACUCAUCUACGAGUUUGGCUCGCAAAAGUCGCCGGUCAAAGAGCGAUUGGGGCCUGCCGGAAGGAAAUCAUCCUCGACCAAAGCAGCAUGAUGCGAGCCGCAAUGGAUUGAGCCCAGGCGUGGAGACGUUGUUUGACGCCGCUCCGAUGGGCGGAAGGAUUGAGGCUGGUGUUAUUGGAGGGAUUCCAAGAACGAUACAAGUGCCUACAGAAGACCUGCGAGUGUUCAAACGCGGAAUGGAGACGCACUGUUGGCGACAUGAAGCUGCAAUAAAGGCAAUCGCAUUCUGUCCCUGGCAGGACGGGCUCAUUGCAACGGGCGGCGGCUUGGGCGACAAGUGCAUCCACUUCUUCCACACGACGUCUAGCACACCACUGGCCACCAUCGAUGUCGGGGCACAGGUCACCUCGUUGAUCUGGUCUACGACGCGGCGCGAAAUAGCAGCGACAUUUGGCUACAGUCAUGGCUAUGCACAAACCGAGCACCCAUAUCGCAUUGUUGUGUUUAGCUGGCCGUCUUGUCAGCAAGUUGGGGCUAUUGCUUGGGCAGGUGGCCCCCGGGCAUUGUACGCCAUUCCGUAUCCUAGAGGACCAUCAGAUGCGCACAAGCGAAGCCGUACGGCGAAAGAAGGAACUAUUGCGGUGGCAUCGAGUGACGAGACUCUCAAGUUUCAUGAAGUUUGGCUGGACAGGCCAAAAACGAUUAUUGGUGGCGCGGUUGGCAUUCUGGGCGGUAGUGACAUUCUUGAGGCUCUUGGCGGGAUCGACAAGGAAGGAGUUAUCAUUCGGUAA